CGGGGCGGGCGGGGGUCCGCGACCCGGCCGGGCUGGGCCUGGGCGGGGUCAAGGCGGGGCACCUCGGGCCCGCCCAGCUGGGGUCGGCACCGCCCGCCGAGUCCCGUGACGCUGGUCCGAGAGCGCGGGUCACGAGUGCCAGCGUGGCCGACGGCGGUGGCGGCGGCGGCGACGACAUGGCUUCGGAGCUGGACGUGCGCGCCCGGCUGCAGCGCGCCGGCCAGGAGCACCUCCUGCGCUUCUGCGCCGAGCUGGCGCCGGGGCCGCGUGCCGCGCUGCUGGCCCAAUUGGAGCCCCUGGAGCCCGAGGCGCUGCGCGAGCACUGCCGGCGCGCGGCCGCCGCCUGCGCGCGCCCCCCGGCCCCCGCGCCUGACCUGGCCGCGCGCCUGCGGCCCCUGCCUCCCGAGCGCGUGGGCAGCGCGAGCGGGGUCGCCCCCCAGACGCGGCGGCUCUGGGAGGAGGAAGGUUUCCACCAGAUCGCCCUGAACAAGGUGGCCGUGCUGCUGCUGGCUGGUGGGCAGGGCACUCGCCUGGGCGUGACCUACCCCAAGGGCAUGUAUCAGGUGGGGCUGCCCAGCCAGAAGACCCUGUAUCAGCUGCAGGCAGAACGGAUUCGGCGGGUGGAGCAGCUGGCUGGCGAGCGCUAUGGGACCCGCUGCACCGUGCCCUGGUACAUCAUGACCAGUGAGUUCACGCUGGGGCCCACAGCCAAGUUCUUCAAGGAGCAUGACUUCUUUCACUUGGACCCCAACAACGUGGUCAUGUUUGAACAGCGCAUGCUGCCUGCUGUGACCUUCGAUGGCAGGGCCAUCCUGGAGCGGAAAGACAAGGUUGCCAUGGCGCCAGAUGGCAACGGGGGCCUGUACUGCGCGCUGGCGGACCACCAGGUCUUAGAGGACAUGGAGCGGCGCGGAGUAGAGUUUGUGCACGUGUACUGUGUGGACAACAUCCUGGUGCGACUGGCCGACCCGGUCUUCAUCGGAUUCUGCGUGCUGCGGGGUGCCGACUGUGGAGCCAAGGUGGUGGAAAAGGCGUCCCCCGAGGAGCCGGUGGGCGUGGUGUGCCAGGUAGACGGCGUCCCGCAGGUGGUGGAGUACAGCGAGAUCAGCCCCGAGACGGCCCGGCUGCGUGCGCCCGGAGGGGGCCUGCUCUACAACGCGGGCAACAUCUGCAACCACUUCUUCACGCGAGACUUUCUCCAGAUGGUCACCAGGGAGUUCGAGCCCUUGCUGAAGCCACACGUGGCUGUGAAGAAGGUCCCCUACGUGGACGAGGAGGGGAAUCCAGUAAAGCCACUCGAGCCCAACGGGAUAAAGAUGGAGAAGUUCGUGUUUGAUGUGCUCCCGUUUGCCAAGAACUUCGUGGCCUUCCAAGUGCUGCGGGGGGAGGAGUUCUCCCCUCUAAAGAACGCUGACUCGGCUGAGAGAGACAACCCCUCCACGGCGCGGCGGGCCCUGCUCGCUCAGCACCACCGGUGGGCCCUGCAGGCGGGAGCCCACUUCCUGGACGCACAUGGGGCCCGGCUCCCCGAGCAGCCCAGGGACUGGAGGUGUACCUGCAAGGCCGGGAGUUCGAGUCCCCGCUCAUCCUGGACGUGGACACGGCCAGGACACUGCAGGCCUGACUCCCUCCUAGACCUGCCAGCUCCGGGGUCCCCAAGGCUGAGGAUGCAGCCCCGGCCUGGGCUCCAAGGAGGAAAGCAGGCUGCUCUGAGUUCUGGCUGCAGAACAUGGACCACAGAAGGCGGCAGGUGUGCAGCGUCUGCCCCUCCCUCCCUGGCAGCUGAACCUGGGGGCCGCAGCCCAGCCCCCUUCCGCGCCCGGCUGAGACCGACAGCAGGUCGGGAUGGCUCUCCGGAAGCUUGGCCUGCACGCCUGGCACUGAGUUCUCUGGAGUUCCGCCCGAGGCCUCAGCCUUCAGGAGCCAGUGGGACCGGUGCCGAUGCUGGAGGCUCCCGUGGUGGUCGAUUAGUCUGGAGUUUAACCAGGAGGGGCGCGCCGUCCCCGCCCAGCCUGCCGGUGGCUUCUGACAGAUCCCGGGGCUCACGCUCCGCCCCUGCUCUGUGGGGAGGGGUGGGGGGCGCAGCCUCCGUAUUUGGGGCCAUGGCCCCCUUGCUGCACCCCCGCAGCCUGGCCGAGGCAGGGAGAAACCAGCUGGCUCUGGUCUCUUGCCCCUGGCGUGGCUGCUCGGGGCCCCAGUGCCCACUUCCCCGUCUGGAGGGCAGCACAGCGGCACCUGCCUCUUCCUGCUGAUGUGAAGAGCAUCCUGAAACGCGGCCCGCUGCUUAGCCGAGGCCGCCUGCCCCCUUGCCGCCCCGCAGUCCGCGCGCGGCCAUGCUUUCCCCGGGAAGGCUGCUGUCCGGCGGCGGGUCCAGAGGCGGUGAUCCCUCCAGCGACUUGGAGUGGACGGGGGCUGCGUCCACGCCUCCCGGCCUGGGUGUGAUGGCGGGGUCAGGGCCACGCCCAAGGCCCGCAGGACGACUUUGCAUCCAUCCAGGCUCUGCCGCGCUUUUAAAGCCUCAGAAUCGAACCUUGUGCCUUAGUUUCCUUCUCCCCGCUGCUCCACAGGCAAGCAGAGGGCCUGGGGCAGAGGAGGGUCGCCAAGGGGGAGGCCGAGGUUGAGGCUCCCGCCACGGCCCAGGGGCUCCUCACUGCCACACCAGGACACCCAGCAACCUUUUUUCUACACAAGUAGAGCUAGUUGGGUAAACUGUUGAAGCAGCUCGCUUUCGAAAAACCUUUUUUUUUUCACGUGAAGUUUCACACAUGGCACAGAGGGGUCCGGGGUACCCUGCACCGAGUUUCCUGCAAUGCUUGCAUCUUCCGUGAUGCUAGGACACUGUGACCAGGAGACCCUGCUUGUGCUGAGUCCUUUCUCACAGGUGAGGCUCCCUGUGCCCGCUUUGCACUCAGGGGGCAGCCCGGUCGGUGGGUCCCUUCGCCACAAGGGCCUCCCUCCUGCUCCCUUGAGGGCCACACGCCCCCACCAUCUCUAACCCAGACGGCCGCUAGCGAAGCAAUUGAGUUGGAAGACGGCAAACCCUCGAUUUUCCACGGAAUGUGGGGAUUUCCAAUAAACACGAGGUGCUGUGAUGCAGCCCGGCCUGGUGACCGCGGUUUCUGACCAACACGUGUGGGAGCAGCACCGGCUGUUCUGAGGGCUGCGUCCACCCAGGGGCUGCAGCCCGCUGGGCCCUGUGGGAACAAGAGCCCACAGGCUGUGCUGACCCCGCUCUGGACUAGCCAGGAAUCUCCCCCAUGCUCCGUCUAGCUCUUUCCCAGGGUCUCAGGGGAGCCCGAGGUGACCUGGUGGGUCUGGCACCCUGGGGGCGGGCCCAGAACAUGCCAUUUGAACCAGGCCUCGGGGGUGGGGGGCUCCUGUGCCCUCAGGUUUGACAGCCUGUGACUCACCUUCCUGCACAUGCAUCCUCCAGAUACCACCGUUUCCCUGGUAACUCAUUGCGCAGGGUGGGGUGCAUGAGGACGUCGCUGGAACUGCCAGCAGAGCUGUGUGUGGGAGAAGACCCGAAGAGACCCCAGGGAUGACCCCUAGAAGGGAAGGGGCAGGAUGGGAGGAAGAUCUUUCUGGAGCAGGUUCAGACAAGCCUAGGUGCUGAGCAGUAGGUGCGCGUGCGGGGGAGCCUCCUGAGGCCCAGAACUGUCACAGCUGAGAAGGCAGGAAGCAGUGGGCUCCCCACGGAGGGAGUGGGCAGCCAGGCCUGCAAAGCACCAGGGAGGGGCCCUGAGCUGAGGGAGGCCUGAAGGGGGAGCUUGCUUGACCCUGGGCCCCCCACUCAUCCCUGAACAGGAGGAAGGCGACAGCCCAGCCAAGGAGACUUGUCACCACCCUGAACUCUGUUUCCUCCCAUGGACUUUCCCACAAGUGAAACGUCCCAUUUUCUUCCGCAAAGUAAUGGUCCUGUGCUUCUCUGCACUUGGCUGUGGUUAGCCAUAGUUUGCACGUCCUGAAUUCUAAUUCCUCUGCUAUUCCCAGAUAAACUCAUUUUGCUGGUAAAAUAACUAGCUGCUUUACUUGUAAAGUGGACAUUACUUGGUGUCCAAAGGUGGGGUCUGAAGGAGGCAAACCCUGGGGGCUGACAGCCCUGCCGCCACAUGCCCUUGGCCAGUCUCCUCUGGUAUUCAGGCCCUCCUUCUCGUUGAGCUCUCUGGCUUUAUUUGGGAUCUAUCUGUUCUGUUUUUUUGCAUUUGGGGAAGGCUCUGUCCUUUUGCUGAAUACUUGUUCGUUCUCCUUAUUGGAAAUGUGCUGGAAUUUUCCUAAAACUCCUUUGGGGUCGUGUUAUUUAGGAUCUUCUCUUUUGCUCUCGAGAAAACCUCUGAGAAAUGCGGUCCCAGUCAUCUCAAUGCCGUAAGUGCAGCCCCUCUUCAGGAACCUCCGCUGGUUUCAUGUUUAAAAACUAUGGCCCCU
Balaenoptera musculus (blue whale) is the source of this 4425-nucleotide messenger RNA. RefSeq names its product UDP-N-acetylglucosamine pyrophosphorylase 1 like 1 (gene UAP1L1). Bases 177 to 2252 code for a protein of 691 amino acids. The transcript has 9 exons. The record is from RefSeq and is a predicted model, not a curated record. Gene Ontology annotation, molecular function: UDP-N-acetylglucosamine diphosphorylase activity. Gene Ontology annotation, biological process: UDP-N-acetylglucosamine biosynthetic process. Lineage: Eukaryota; Metazoa; Chordata; Mammalia; Artiodactyla; Balaenopteridae.